AUGACGACCAUACCAGCACGCCUGGCCCAUCGGACCCAAGUCUCCAAGAGUCUCACAGAGGCGUACGCUCGCUCCAGGGCUCUGUAUCGAGACUAUUAUCGAUCAGCACCAGAGAUCUGCGCCUUGUACGCCCUCGACGUACCACCAUCUACCCUACGAGCAAAGUUCAGGACGAAGUUCGAGGCCAACAAUAAGAUCAGAGAUCUUGCAGUUCUAGACCUCUUACUUUUCAAGGGCAGGAUCGAGUAUCAGGAAACUAUGAACGCUUGGAAGCAGGUUCCUCAUAUCAUGAAGUGGUUCACUGAGGAGGAGGCGGCCCCCCGACCUGAGACAUUUCUUGAAAGAUUCUACGCAUCAAGGGACGAAGGCAGGGGCAAUACACUCGGGGGCUGAUGCCUCGAAUUGGCCUCCAUGCAGUGACAUACGUGCUGCUCUACGAAAUUUGCAAUGCAUGCGUGUGUCGAUGGCUCCACGCCUCGUGCUCUCCAGUGACGAAGCUGCAGGUACGGCGACUUUGAGGUGUAUGAAAGACUCAAUUGCACUGUUUGCAUUCCUCUAAGAAUUGAUGUGGUAGUAUAGAGCAGUACUCAGAUAUAUUGCCAUCGAGAAGGACAGACGGCACUCGAGCGGAGCAGUACAUCUACCUUUGGCCUUUUCAGUGAAUUGAGCCGUUAACUGUCGUGCGUGGCAUCACUUUCGCGGGCGCCCUCAUGCCCGCUUCUUUCUCCCCACCUAAGGCAACAGUGUCAUUACUGUCACCGUGAGCAUCAACACCGCCGACGUGGUCUUCAUC
Messenger RNA from Microstroma glucosiphilum, 793 nucleotides. Its product is annotated as NADH dehydrogenase, alpha subcomplex, subunit 6. The record is from RefSeq and is a predicted model, not a curated record. Gene Ontology annotation, biological process: response to oxidative stress. The transcript is spliced from 3 exons. Bases 1 to 393 code for a protein of 130 amino acids. NCBI's taxonomy places the organism in Eukaryota, Fungi, Basidiomycota, Exobasidiomycetes, Microstromatales, Microstromataceae.